AUGGCACGUUUCUGGGUUAAGUUCAUCGAUGAAAAAUAUGGAAAGUCUCUGGAGCGAAGAGAAGACCGAAAGGAGGCUGUGGAAGAAGCAUGUGAGCACCUAAAAACACUAGAAAAUGAGCUUAAAGUAAGAAGUUCUUUGGAGGAGAGAAUUUUGGAAUUGUUGAUAUUGCUGCCAUCUCAUAGGUUAUGGGUUGGGGUCAUUGAAGAAGCUUCAGGAUAUGCUGUGAAGUUUUUUACAGAAGAGAAAUUUCCAUAUUACAUAAAUGGAGUAAUGAGUUUUUGA
Molecule: messenger RNA, 285 nt
Organism: Pistacia vera
Lineage: Eukaryota; Viridiplantae; Streptophyta; Magnoliopsida; Sapindales; Anacardiaceae
Product: probable glutathione S-transferase
Exons: 2
Coding region: 1-285 (94 amino acids)
Source: RefSeq, a predicted model, not a curated record